AUGCCCGGAGAAAUUAUUUGGCCUAUUAGGCUAGUAUUUCUUAUAUCUACUUACGUGCUUGCAGCUUGGUCUUUUUAUUAUUGCGCAUCGACCUCUAUAUCCACAUUACAAGCACUACAUAGUGCAACAGUUGGAAUUCAUUUAAUAAUAUGGGGCAACUUUUUAUUGGUUCAUUAUUUUUUGAUGGUUUGGUUAGUUAUAUGGUUGUUAUUUGGCCGACUUACGUUACUAGAAUAUGAGCAUAUCUUUGAAAGGCUUCAUGUGGCUUUGAUUAAUUUUGCUUCUGUGAUAUUUUCGACUAGAAAUCUGAAGACGCAUGUGGAUAUUGUUGGGAUACCAUUCCAUUUGAUGUGCCAGAUCCUACAUUGGAUUAUCAGAGACAGGAUGGAUUUUGUGUUCCAAAGUUUAGGGAACCAAGCUACUUUAACUGGGAUGUUGUUUUCAAAAUUUGCAGUUAGCCUUGCAGUGCUAUUAAUUAUAGACGUAAAAGCCGUGAAGUUCUUUCUAUGGAGCUAUUUACUAGACCAAUCUCAUAGAGAUGUAACUUACAUGUUACUUGGGGUUGAUUUUGGCCUACUUUUCUUAGACCUGGUACAUGUAUUGCUACUUGUGGGUUUGAACUUGAUCGAGAUUUACAAAUCCAGGGACUACCGGUUGGCAGAAGUUAUGGACCGGGAGGAUGAUUUGGAUGAUAUUGGAGAGGUCUAUACUAUGGAGGGAAAAUUUAUCUACGAAUGGAUUAUAGAAAUUGUAAUCAAUACCAUGAAGAUAAGCUUGGAUAUAUUGGUAUUCUUCCAUGGUCUAUUCAUGUUCAGUAUAAUCUACGAUUUAUUCUUAAAGGCGUUUGAAAUGGGGGAUCAUAUAAUGCUGGUUUAUAACUAUUGGAAGAAUAACAAGAAGCUGUAUGAGAGGUUAUCAGAAGUAACAGAGGAACAAUUAAUUGAAAGUGAUUCUAUGUGUACAAUUUGUAUGGAUGACAUGUUACCACUUGCUAAUCCCGAAAAGCACAAUAGAAGACCUAAAAUGUUACCAUGUGGUCACAUUUUACAUUUUGGUUGUUUGAAGAAUUGGAUGGAAAGGUCACAAACCUGUCCUAUUUGCAGACUGCCGGUGCUGACAUCAACAAAUACCAAUAAUAUGCAACAAGUUAACAAUAUAAGAAGGGAGGAAGGCCAACAAAAUCAAAAUCAAACUGACCAGAGACCCGAAAUGAUCAAUAAUAUAGAUACAGAAAAUAAUGAGGGCCAUUCCACAGGAUAUUCAAGACCAACACAUAUUAUUAAUGAAGGUCCAAGCAGUAGCCAAGUUUCUAAUUUGGAAUCAAUUGACACUGCGAACUGGAUAUCGUUUCCGAUUGAGUAUCAAAUAGAUCAAAAAUUCUACCUGAAAUUAAAAGAAUACCAAACUGACAAAGAAUGGGAAGCUGUACUUACAUCACGGCCAAAAUUCACCCCGCAAUCUCAAGUAGAUACAUCUCGCAAUGAAAUAGAACCUCAAUUCCAUCGAGCAACAAUAAAGGAAUUAAACAGUUCGGAUAUCUCUCUUCGAAACUCCUGUUCACCGUUGAUAAUAGCAAACUCUCAGUUGGCUCAAACAGAAGAGAUGGAACGCUUGAAACGAAGGAUUUCAGAAUUAGAAAAUAAGGUAGAUGAGUUAUCCAAACGAAUUAAAACAGAUUAG
Eremothecium sinecaudum is the source of this 1680-nucleotide messenger RNA. It is a transcript of the gene HRD1, whose product is annotated as E3 ubiquitin-protein ligase HRD1. The record is from RefSeq and is a predicted model, not a curated record. The transcript has a single exon. NCBI's taxonomy places the organism in Eukaryota, Fungi, Ascomycota, Saccharomycetes, Saccharomycetales, Saccharomycetaceae. Gene Ontology annotation, cellular component: cytoplasm. Bases 1 to 1680 code for a protein of 559 amino acids.